AUGGCGGUCUCGAUGAGCAGAAUGACUCUUCUGAUGGGGGUUUUCAUGGGUUUUGUGAUGGUGGGUUUGGUUACCUCCUCGAAAUUUGACGACCUGUUCCAGCCAAGCUGGGCUUUCGAUCACUUCAUCUAUGAAGGGGAGCAGCUGAAGCUGAAACUUGACAACUCUUCUGGAUCUGGGUUUCAGUCCAAGAGCAAGUAUCUGUUCGGGAAGGUGAAUAUACAGAUUAAGCUUGUGGAGGGAGACUCUGCUGGGACUGUUACUGCCUUCUAUAUGUCAUCAGAGGGUCCUAAUCACAAUGAGUUCGAUUUCGAGUUUCUGGGCAACACCACAGGGGAACCCUACCUCAUCCAGACAAAUGUCUAUGUCAAUGGUGUUGGCAAUAGGGAGCAAAGGAUGAACCUUUGGUUUGAUCCCACCAAGGAUUUCCACAACUACUCCAUCUUUUGGAACCCGCGCCAGGUUAUAUUUCUAGUGGAUGACACUGUGGUGAGGCAGCACUCAAACUUGGAGCACAAGGGAAUCCCUUUCCCCAAAGACCAGCCAAUGGGAGUCUACAGCUCGAUCUGGAACGCUGACGAUUGGGCGACUCAAGGAGGUCGGAUCAAAACCGAUAGGAGCCAUGCCCCAUUCAUUGCCUCCUACAAAGGUUUCCAAAUUGAUGCAUGCGAGAGCCCUGCUUCAUCAGUCUCAGCAGCUGAUUUGACCAAGAAGUGCACCAGCAGUGGUGAGAACAAGUACUGGUGGGAUGAACCAGCAUUGUCUGAGCUCAACCUUCACCAGAGCCAUGAGCUGCUCUGGGUUAAGGCCAACCACAUGGUCUAUGACUACUGCAGUGAUAAUUCUAGGUUCCCUGUGACACCUGAGGAGUGCCAGCACCACCGUCAUUAG
Messenger RNA from Linum trigynum, 891 nucleotides. The record is from the annotation of a GenBank genome assembly. Lineage: Eukaryota; Viridiplantae; Streptophyta; Magnoliopsida; Malpighiales; Linaceae.